AUGAACUAUGCCAUCGUUCCAGAUAAGAUCCCAGUUGAUGACUUUGUUGUAGCCACAGAACAAGCCUGCAAGAAACUAAACUUUGCGGAAGCUGACCAACUGAGAUCACAGGUAAUAGGGGUUUUAAAAUCAACAAAAUUACCUCAGAGAAACAUGACUAAAGAAGAACGGGUCGCACUCCAAAAAUUAGGAAGAGACAAAUCCAUCACAAUAUUACCAGCUGACAAAGGAAAGGCAACAGUCGUCAUGGACACCGACGAUUAUGAGGCGAAGGUCAUGACAAUGCUGCAUGAUAACAAGACAUAUGAACAGGUGCAGACCAACCCUACCAACAAAUUUAAAAGACGCCUCAUUUCUAUACUGACUAAAUUAAAACAAGAGAGCAAAAUCACCGAAAGCCAGUAUAGAUAUCUGUAUCCCACAGCUGAAAACACCCCGAGAAUAUACUGCACACCCAAGAUCCACAAGCAGGGGAACCCACUGAGGCCUAUUGUGGACUACACUGGAUCCACUGGUUACAACGUUUCCAGGUCACUAGCAGACAUUCUUGGACCGCUAGUGGGGAAAUCGGAACAUCAUGUCAGGAAUUCUAAACAUCUAGCAGAAGCUAUGUCCACCAUCAUGAUCCAAGAGGAUGAACAAUUUAUUUCACAUGAUGUUGUUUCUCUGUUUACCAAUACUCCCAUUGAUGAUGCACUGAAAAUCAUUCAAAAACGCUUAGAGUCAGACAGAUCCUGGCGUAAAAACACAAACCUCCAGAUCAAGGACAUCAUGGAUCUGCUAGAAUUUGUACUAACCACAACAUAUUUCACAUUCCGAGGUAACAUCUACCAGCAACGCUUUGGAACUGCUAUGGGGAGUCCAGUGUCGCCUAUUGUCGCCAAUCUGUUCAUGGAACUGUCGCCAAUCUGUUCAUGGAACAUCUAG
This is a messenger RNA of Ylistrum balloti, 927 nucleotides long. RefSeq lists its product as uncharacterized. Bases 1 to 927 code for a protein of 308 amino acids. The record is from RefSeq and is a predicted model, not a curated record. Lineage: Eukaryota; Metazoa; Mollusca; Bivalvia; Pectinida; Pectinidae. The transcript has a single exon.